AUGGCCCCAGUACGACCCGCUGCAAUCCGUUCUCAACCUCCAGCCACCCUCCAAAUCACGCUCAUCAAGCAUCUUGAGAGCCAUAAACUUCAACCACCAAUUACAUCAAAUCGCCCGCCCAGACGUUGCAUGUGCAUAGCCCUCAAGAAAAUCAAAAAACUAUUUCAAGCGAUGGGCAAUAUCAAAAAACUACUCACACCCAGAAGCUCUCCUCAGAAAGCAAGGGCUCAGCCGGCCGAUGAGAAUCGCCUUUCUCCCGGAAAGCCCAAAUCCAGCUCCCCCACGAAACUAUCCAACAAGCUGCGAAAAUUAACAAACGAGGCCUCCCUCAAAACCCAUUCCAGUGUUGAUAGCCUAGCAUCAUCCGGCAUCAUGGUUUCCUCACAAGAGACUUUUGUUUGCGACCCAAGACCUGUUCAAGGUGGAUCGAAUCCAAGCAUGGAACUAGUUCCCCAAGAAACAUCGCCACCCGUGCCCGUCCACUCCGCCGUGAGCAUGGGCACCUCCAGAGCAGUUUCGGGACUGCGCAAGAAAUCCCCCCCUCGAAAACCUAUCACGCGUUCUCCAAUCGAAACCAGAAGCUGGACAGCAGCUCAUCGACAAGAAGCCCUGAAAUUAGCAGUAGGACCUGAUGCCACCGCAAGCAACAACGCGUCCGGCAUACGCGGAACCUCACGUUCUGGCGCGCCUCUUCCUCUGGCUGCCAUUCCAGAAGAGAGCAGUGCCCCUGCUCAGAUCACCGCUCCAGCAACUGGAACUCACAAAAGGCGAAGCAGUGCACUGGUCAUCUAUCCUGACAGCUUUCCUGGAUUGAAGGACGCCCAGCAACAAUGGAAUGUAUCGGACUCCUUUUCCGUACCUGCAUCCGUCUUCGCGAGCCCCCCACCUUCUCCUUCUCAGCCCGCCGCUCGAAUCGACAGUCCCCCCAAGAAAAGACGAUUGUUGUCUCGAAGAAACAAUCAGCGAGCGGACUGGUUUUCCGAUCCCGCAAGACCUAAACUUGAGACUAUUGCAGAAGCCAAUUCUUCGGACGGUGAGACCCAGAGUCAGGAAUUGUCGCCUCCUCGGAGUUCCAUUCCAUUCCCCGCAUCACCUUUCCAACAGUCCUUCCCUCAGAACGCUCGUCAAACUACUCCUCCUGCCCAGAGUGCAUCCACUCAGACCUCACAACAUGUUGAUCAGCAUCAAUCAGACAUGCAGAAAGUUGUGAUAAAGCUCACGCCGGACGGCAAGCCAGAUCCCAAAUAUAUUUUAUCCCAACUAUUCAGAAUGAUGCAGGAAGACGCUGCUGCUGCUGUCGCCCUCAAGGCCAAGAAUGCGGAAGAAGAUUUCAUGAGCGGGUUUUCCACUCCCGAGAGUGAUCCCUCCUUGCCCGCUUCUCCUUCACAGAAGUCCUUCAUCGACCACGGUGAAAAAACUACCCCUCCUGCUCAGAUCACACCCACUCGCCCCGCUGCAAAUGUUAGUCAGAACCAAUUAGGCAAGGCGAAAGCUGAGGCAAAUUCGGCGCAAGACGCCAAACGACUCCUCUCUGAACGGUUGAAAAUGAUGCAGGAAGACGCUCCCGCGGCUCCUCAGGGCGUUGAAGCCGUGGAUGACGAUUUUAUGGACGACUUUUCUUCCCCUCUAAGCAGUUCCCCCUUUCCCGCUUUACGUCCAAAACAAUUCUUAACUGGACUCGGUGAACAAACGACCCCUCCUGCUCUGAGUAAACCCACUCGAAGCAAGGAGAAAGCCCCAGACGCCCAACGUGUCCUCUCUGAACGGUUGAAAAUGAUGGAGGAAGACUCUCCCUCAGCUUCCCAGGGAGUUCAGGCUGUCGACGACGAUUUUAUGAGCGGCUUUUCAUCUCCUCGGAGCAGUCCCACCAUUCCCGCUUCACGCCCCAAACAAUUCUUGCCUCACCGCGCCCCGCCUGCUCAGAGUACAUCCACUCAAACCUCGCAGCCAGGUGAUCUGAAUCAAUCCGACAAGAGAGAAGCUUCGGUCAAGUUAGGGCCCCACGGCAAGCCGGAUCCCAAAUACAUCCUCUCUCAACUGUUCAAAAUGAUGGAGGAAGACGCUGCCGCUACUCGCAGAGCAAAGGCUGCAGAAGGCGACUUUAUGAGCGGUUUUUCUACUCCUGAGAGUGAUGCCUCAUUGUAA
Messenger RNA from Puccinia graminis f. sp. tritici CRL 75-36-700-3, 2145 nucleotides. RefSeq lists its product as uncharacterized. The record is from RefSeq and is a predicted model, not a curated record. The coding region runs from base 1 to 2145 and encodes 714 amino acids. The transcript is spliced from 8 exons. Lineage: Eukaryota; Fungi; Basidiomycota; Pucciniomycetes; Pucciniales; Pucciniaceae.